AUGGUACGCUGGAAGAUCAAGAUCUCCAAAACACACAAUCAGGAAUACUACUAUAACCCCUCCACGUCCGAGUCGAUCUGGACCCCUCCAGAAGGAACGGACAAAGACGCAUUGGACUUGUAUCUGUCGAAAAACCUGCACAAACCAAAGAAGGUUGCGGCCAGACACAUCCUCGUGAAACACAAAGACUCCAGAAGACCGUCCUCGUGGAAAGAACAGAACAUCACACGCACCAGAGAGGAGGCAAUUGAGCUGGUCAAGGGCUACAAAGCGCAGAUCGAGUCUGGCGAGGCGUCGUUCGAGGAGAUCGCGUCCGAACACAGCGACUGCAGCUCGCACUCAAAGAAUGGCGACCUGGGCUAUUUUGGGCCUGGCGAGAUGCAGCCUAGCUUCGAAAAGGCCGCGUUCGGCCUGCAGGUCGGCGAGCUGAGCGACGUUGUCGAGUCUGACAGCGGCGUCCAUCUCAUCGAGAGAACAGGAUGA
This is a messenger RNA of Ogataea angusta, 483 nucleotides long. RefSeq lists its product as uncharacterized. The coding region runs from base 1 to 483 and encodes 160 amino acids. NCBI's taxonomy places the organism in Eukaryota, Fungi, Ascomycota, Pichiomycetes, Pichiales, Pichiaceae. The transcript has 2 exons. Gene Ontology annotation, molecular function: protein binding; peptidyl-prolyl cis-trans isomerase activity. Gene Ontology annotation, cellular component: cytosol; nucleus. The record is from RefSeq and is a predicted model, not a curated record.